Messenger RNA from Caenorhabditis angaria, 1773 nucleotides. Lineage: Eukaryota; Metazoa; Nematoda; Chromadorea; Rhabditida; Rhabditidae. The record is from the annotation of a GenBank genome assembly.
AUGUGGUCGCUUUGGGAAAUUGGACAAUUUGCAUUUGUUUCUUAUGCAGUCGUACGGGUUUUGAAAUGCUUAUUUAUUUUUCUCAAAUCAUUCAUCAUACAUUUUCUAACUCCUGAAUUGAAUAUUGAGGAGUAUAAAAAUUCUUGGACAGUUAUUACUGGUGGAACUGAUGGAAUUGGUCGUGCAUAUCUUGAAGAACUUGCGAAGACUAGAGGAUUGCGCAAAUUUUAUUUGAUUGGUAGAAAUGAGACAAAACUUCAGAAAACUGCUGGUGAACUUGGUAGGUAAUUGUGGGGAAUUCAAGGGUUAAUUCGGUACUUUGGUAAAAGUUCUAAUCUUUAACUAUCAAACACAAUUAAUUUCAGAGAAAACUUACAAUGCUGAAGUCAAGUAUCACGUUUUCGACUUUGAAUCUUCUGAUUAUUCAAAACUCCCACUCCAUCUCGCCAAUGAGAAUGUUGGUAUUUUGAGUGAGUGUUUUAUUCUUUUUCUCUUACUUCAACAAUUCUUUUUUCAGUUAACUGCGCUGGAAUUGCUCCAAGUCAAAUCGGAACCCUCACUGAACUGCCAGAAGGUCUCGCUUCAAAAAUCUUGAGAGUCAACUUGAUGUCCAGUGUUAGAGUAAGUGUUUUUGUUGGAAAAACCAAAGAAUUAUUGAGAACACAUAAAUUAUCUAAUUUAUGAAAAAAGUUGUGACGUCGAAAUGAAAAUGGUAUCUUUUCUGAAACCGGAUUGUGAUUUUUCAUGAUCGGAAAUUGAUGGAGUAACCUAUAAAAAUCAAAAAACAUUUUCAAGUAAAAAAACAAGGCGAUGAAAAACUUGUGAAAUCAGAUAAAAAUGUUUUUCAGAAUAUAAAUUGAAUAAGUCCAAAGUAGUCCUUGUUGGAAUUAACAAUUCGAAUGUUUGUUGAGGAAAUUACACAAAAAAAGUUUUUCUUCACAAAUUUUGAGUUUGGAAAAAGCAAUUCCUUAAAGAAGUGGGAACUUUAGUACUCAAAUCAAUGAAAUGUCACACAUAUAUGAAAUUUGAAAAUACUCUGGUUCUGAAAAGCUUUUACUCAACUGAUAGAGAACAUUUCAAUUUCCUCUGUCUGAUACAAAAAUUCCACAAAAAAUUGAUGAAAAUAAAUUACAAAACUAUGCAUUUUUGCAGAUGGUUGAAUUGAUCUUACCUGGAAUGGUGAAACGCGACAAAGGAAUCAUUGUCAAUGUCUCAUCAAUGACUGUUAGUUUUAAGCCUCAUUACUUUCGUUAAAUUUUGAAACUAAACCCUAAAUUUCAGGGAUGGCGACCACUUCCAUACAUCAGCUCAUAUCCAGCCAGUAAGGCUGCCCUCUCAUUCUUCUCCGAUUCACUUUCUGAUGAAUAUAGAGGAAGCAAUGUUAAAAUCCAGGUGAGCACAUUUUUUUAAAUAUUGUGAACUCAACAAAUUGCAUUUCAGUGCCUUAUUCCAAUGUUGGUUGCGACCAAAGUUGCAUCAUACAAAACCGAAGAAGCUAAUAAUAUUUUUGUUGUAACCCCCGAAAACUUUGCCAAACAAGCUGUUCGAAUUAUUGGAAGAUGGGAAAUCACAACUGGAUGUGUUCAACAUGAUGUUCAGGUUAGCCAUAAUUUUUUCAUAGUAUUUUCAUUCAUUUUAAAAUCAAAUUUUUAGAUCGCCCUUGGUACACUUCUCUCAUUCUGGGGUUUCAAAGUAUUAUUCGUCCCAAUUGUUAUGUUGGGUGUCCACAAACAUCGUGUUGCGUCAUAUCAAGCAAAUUCAAAAAAUGAAUAA